AUGCGAUCGAGUAUAGCCUGCGCUCGGUGCCGACGGAGCAAGAUCAAAUGCGUCAAUGCCGGUAUUGACACCACCUGUCGUGCAUGCGAGUCGUCCGGUCGAGAAUGUGUAUAUCCCACCCCGGCAAUCGGCGUGGGCGGUGGUGCGGCCAAACGGGACAUUGCCGCCUUGGCCGAUGGGGAGGAUCGCAACGGGGAUUGGGAUAGCCCCAAGCGACAGCGCUCCCGCAAGGCCGUCGGCGCGUCCGCGUCUGCAGCCAAAGAUGCCGCAAAAGCCUCGCUGGAGGUGCUCGACUCGUCCGUGCUGACCGUCAAGGUCUGGGAGGCCGUCUUUGAUCUUUUCCAGUCGCAUUACGCCCUCAUCCUGCCCUUUCUUCAUCCCGCCUCAUUCCUCAGUCAGAUUCGGCCGCUCUCCGGUGGCACAUCUUCCAGCAAUGCCACCAACUCCGAAAACAACCGAGACUCCGCACAAAGUCCUCCCGCUCCAAAAUCCGAACCCAACCCGCUCAUUCCUCUCGGAGUCCUCGCGCUCACUGCUCGAUUCCAUCCCCAUCUGGUCGCCUACCACUCACCCUCCUCCCCCGGCCACCCGUCGAAUCCCCUCGUCGCAUCCGAAUUCUAUGCGACAGCGCUGCGCAGCCGGCUGGCCGGCGUCGACGGCGCCAGUCUGGCGAUCCCCGAUCUCACACGCGUUCAGGCGCUGCUGAUGCUCGCCCUCCACGAAUGGGGCAUGUGCCGCGGCAAGAGCGCCUGGCUCUAUGUCGGCAUGGCUAUCCGGCUGUCGCAGGCCAUGGGACUGCCGUUUGAGCUGGAGAAUGAGCUCUUCCCUCGUGAGGGUCCCCGAUCGCCUGCCCUCAAAGCCGAGGCGGAGCUCUUUGGCGUGCGACGCGGUCCCGAACCCAAAGAGCAGACGUCCGACGAUGUGAUCGCCCAGGAGACGAAGCGACGGACUUUUUGGGCGUGUUUCCUCCUCGACCGCUGCCUCAGCAGCGGGAAAUAUCGCCCCCGCAUGAUUCGGGUCAAGGAACUCGGCAUUCAGCUGCCCAGCGACAACGCUUUCGCUUUUGGAGAGCGGGUGCGUACGUCGCGUCUGAACGAGCCGUCCGCCCGUCGCCCCCAGAGCUUCGGCUCGCAGGGGAUGCAAAUUCCCAGCAUUCGCCAGAGUCUGGGAGGCUUCAGCGAUGACAAACUGCCCAACAAUGUCCCGCCGGACAACAAGCCGUGGUCUCCGGUCUCCCGGCGAAAGGACUCUAGCGAAGAUGAGAUCGACCGAUGGGAGAUUGGGGCGGAGGAGUCGGUGUUGAGCCGGGUGAUUCGUAUAGUUCGGAUCUGGGGGAGUAUCGCCAAGUGGUCUUGUGCCGGUGGACGAAGAACGGAACAACUCCCCCCCUGGCACGUCGACUCCAGGUUUUCGAAACUCCGGACGAUGCUUGGCGAGUUCCAGGACGGACUCUCGCGCAAUCUGCAGUACUCACCCCGAAAUACCGACACUCAUAUCAUGUACAAGAACAAGUUGGCAUCCUACACGGUCAUGCAUGUGGUGUAUUUCCUCUCCGUCAUUGUCCUCCACCGCGCCUACAUCCCCUUUCUUCCCGUCAGGUGCAACGAGCCAAUCGGCCCCCUGGAUGAGCCACUGUUCCCCGGCGAGAAGUCGGGGUCGCCGGAUGGUUUCUGGAGGGACAGUGCGCGUGAGCUGUUCCGGGCCGCCCGACAAAUGAUGGACCUCGUGGUAACAUGCCAAGAGCGCGGUGUGCUUGUUGAAAAUCCUCUCGUCGGGUUUGCCAUCUACAACGCGGCCUUUAUCGGCAUCUAUGCGGCACACUUUCAGCACAUGGACCUGGAGGGAUCGUUGUGCCUCAAGGCCGGUGUCACUGAUGGAACGCAAGGCCAGGCGCAGACUCGAAAGGCUCUCGAUAUCUUGCGAGAUAUGCGGUCUCGCCUGAAGAUGGCCAAUGGAUGGUUCCGCACGCUGAACCGACUGCACAGCUACUUUUCCAAGGUGAAACGGGACUUCCGACGCCACUCCCGCCUGGACGCUGUUGACCCGCAUACCAACGGACUUCGUCCUGUCCGGGAGGGCGGUGCCGGAGGCGGCCUCGAGGAGUUCAAGUUGCUCGAAAAGUUGUUCCUCGACUUUGGCAGCAUCGACGACCGGCUGCCCGAGAACAAUGCCGACGAUGACGUGGCCGACCGUGCGACCAACGUCAGUGACGCGGGCAGUAACGCCGUCCGCAGUGACCCUGGCGAGAUCGGCGAGCCUGCCGUCGAUGGCGCGGGCGGCCGUCGCGAGUCGUGGGUCCCCAUCAACAGCCCUGGCCUCCCUCUGCCGGGACCGGAUGCCGAGCGGCGGCCCAGCCUGCCGUUGCCUCCGCGGGCCUUGCAGUCGCAGUCGCCUUAUUCGCUCCCGUCGCUGCAGCACCAUCCCGACGGUCCUCUCUACGGCACCUCCUCGCCGAACCUCCCGUCUCUUGGGCCUGCUGCGACGUAUGGAGGCCCCUCGCCGACCUCGACCGGGGCGUCCCAGUAUGGCCAAGUGCCACCCUCCAACCGUCUCCAGCCAUUGAACUCGUGGCUCACCCGUCAACAAGGCCCGUACUCCCAGUCGCUGCCUCCUAUCAACCAGGCGACCUCGCAUGGCCUGCCACUGCUGCCCCCGCCUGGAUCUGUCAACCACCCGGCAGCCUCGCCCCCAGUGACGGUUGACGGAUUUGACGGUGUCGUCCCGAACGGCAUGUGGUCGACCAGCCUUGGCGGGGAUGAUGUCGUCGCAUUCCUGGAGGGAUGCGACUCGGACCAGCUCUCUAGCAUGAUGCCAUCAGAGGUUGGCAUUCCCGCGGGGUGGUUGAGCACGGUGUGGAAUGAAUUUUCACGAUAG
Molecule: messenger RNA, 2874 nt
Organism: Aspergillus thermomutatus
Lineage: Eukaryota; Fungi; Ascomycota; Eurotiomycetes; Eurotiales; Aspergillaceae
Product: putative C6 transcription factor
Exons: 2
Coding region: 1-2874 (957 amino acids)
Biological process (GO): DNA-templated transcription; regulation of DNA-templated transcription
Cellular component (GO): nucleus
Molecular function (GO): DNA binding; DNA-binding transcription factor activity, RNA polymerase II-specific; zinc ion binding
Source: RefSeq, a predicted model, not a curated record